UAGAAUAAAGCCUAUUCCUUUCGCCUUUUCUCCCGCAUCUCGUCGCACUCUUCCUAGAAUUCCAAAUGCAUUCUGCCGCACACGACGAUUGGGACUCGCGGUUUCCGGUAGACAGCGCCUUCCUGCCGUCCAUUUCGCUGCUGCAGGAGCACUGCGCCAGCUACCCGCAGCAGCUGAUACAGCCGGUGCCCAAGCCCAUGCCGCAUUUCCUACGCAGCACCAGCCCGGCCCUCAGCGCCCGCCGCAACGCGUCGCUGCGCAACCUGGCAGCGCUGGCCCGUCCCUCGCCGACCAGCCCACGGCUCAUUCCGACGCCCUUCAGCGGCUCCGAGCCGAUCACGUCGAUGCGCACGGCCCACACGCCUGACAGCGACGUCGAGUACGUCGGCCGGCCAAUCGAAAGCACCGCGCAGUUCCUCGAAUGGUACGGGGCAGUGGAGGAGCAGUUGGCGCAGGGCCAGGACAUGGAGGCCCAUGCGUUCGCCGAGCUUUUGCGCCAGCGCUCCACGCAGUGCGCCCACAUGCAAAAGUGCAUUGAAGACGUGCAAGGCCUGCUGACGCUGAUGUCGGAUGGCUACCGCCGCGUGUGCGCACAGACCGAGAGCGUCAAGACUGCCUGCCAAGGACUGCAAAGCCGCCAGGCGCAAUUGAGCGAUGCGUCGGGGCGGAUCUCCGAGACUCUGCGUGUGUAUGACUCGCUGGCACCCAUUGCGCAGCUGGUGAAUCGGCCCGGCGACCGCGUGUGCCUGGACAAGGGGUUUCUGCCGGCGCUCGACCGGUGUGAGUCGGCCAUCGAGUUCCUGGGCCAGCACCCGGCACGUGACAGCGAACUGUACCUGAUGCGGUUCUCCCAGUGCCGCAUGCGCGCCCUGACGCUAAUCAAAAUCCACGCAUUGCGUGUCUUCCGCAGUCUGUCCAACGAGUCAAUGCGCGAGCCGCAGUCCGCCCACACGCGGUUCCAGGCUGCGAGCCGCUCUCUAUCGCCAUUGCUGCGUGCCCUGCAGACGCGUGCCCACCAGCCCACCGAGCGCCAGGUGUGGGUGGAUGUGGUGACUGCGUAUUUUGCUGCGCGCCGGGCCUUCCUGCGCCCGCAUCUCAAGCGGAAUCUCGAUCGCAUCUCGAGCGAAUCGGCGCAGGCUGGGGAUGCACCUGUAGACGCUAUGCGCGACUGGUGUGCGUUCACUAUGGGUCUGUGUGCCGACGAGCACCGGCUCUACAGCGAGUUCUUUGAAGUCGAGCCCGAGGACGUCGAAAUGCUGCGCGGCCAUCUUGAUCAGACCAUGGCUGCGUUCUAUGAGCAUGUGCGGCCCCUGAUCAUCCAUGAAUCGGAUGUCCACGUGCUGGCCUCGCUCAGCCUGACUCUCCUGACGUUCCAACGCUCAGCGCCCGACUACGACGAGGAUGCCGGCGGCCUGGAGGAACACGGACUGGAUGCCUUCUACGCGGCCAUCGACCAUACCCUGCAGGACGCACAGCAGCGGCUUGCCUACAAGGCCCAGUCGUUUAUUCACGCGCAUAUCUCGGCCUUCCGCAUCUCCAGUCCUGCCCCCACCACCCAGUGGCUCAAUGCCUGCCGCACCUUGCAUAUUUCCGAUGCCAACGUGCUCCAGACAAUGCUUGAUCAGCUGCCCGAGGACCAGCGCACAGCGCUCGACUACGUGCAUCCACCGGUGACCAGCUACCGCUGGCUGGUGGACCAGAUCGAUGGGUGUCUGGACGAGCACGUACUGGAGGGCAUUCUGGAGGAGGCCGCUGCUGCUUGCAAGCAGAACCUGCUGGCGCAAGGAGCGCGGUUUGUGCGCGAGCAGUGCGCCAAGGAGUCCGAGGCUGAGCAGCUGGCGCACUUGUUUGUCACGUGGAAUCUCCUGCGCAUGCACCAAAGUGUUCUGCAGUGAGCCGGGCUCUAAAGCGAGCCGAGCCGAUAUCUCGAUAAGCUCCCAAGAUCGCAAUAUUUUUCGAACCCCUUCUGUUUGUUGA
Molecule: messenger RNA, 1977 nt
Organism: Linderina pennispora
Lineage: Eukaryota; Fungi; Kickxellomycota; Kickxellomycetes; Kickxellales; Kickxellaceae
Exons: 1
Coding region: 66-1895 (609 amino acids)
Biological process (GO): Golgi organization; intra-Golgi vesicle-mediated transport; intracellular protein transport
Cellular component (GO): membrane; cis-Golgi network; COG complex
Source: RefSeq, a predicted model, not a curated record